Molecule: messenger RNA, 801 nt
Organism: Miscanthus lutarioriparius
Lineage: Eukaryota; Viridiplantae; Streptophyta; Magnoliopsida; Poales; Poaceae
Source: the annotation of a GenBank genome assembly
AUGUCCUGCCCACCUAUGAAUGGGCAACUUAGUCAGGGGUUCUCUAUUGACAACACCCAUGGCUCUCAGGACCCUCCAUCAUUGAAAUCACAGAGAGCCGCAGAGAAGAAAAACGUGUCUAGGAGAGGAACUGCAUUCACCAAAGAGGAGGACUUGGUGGAAGCGAUGAACAAGUUCUGUGGGCACAAAGAAGCUAUUGAUAGGCUGAAUGAGAGCGGAAAAAAUGAGCAGGAUCGGAUUGAUGAUGUUGUACAAAUGUACGAGAGGACAGAACCUUUUACCAUCAUGCAUUGCUGGAAAAAACUUCGCAAUGAGGCCAAAUGGAACAAUAAGUUUCUUGAGCUAAACAACUGUACAUCACCGGAUGGAAUGUCAUCUCCUCCAACUCAAGGCCAUACUGUGGCUGGCCAUGCAAAAUCUGGGAAUGAGAAUAUAGACACAUCACGUCCUGAGGGUAGGGAUAGUGCGAAGAGGCGUAGAUCAAAGAGCUUCACAGAGACAUCGUCAUCUAGUACGGCUGUUGAAGUCCUCCAGCGGUUGCAGGAGAAAUCAGAGAAGACCGAACAGAAGCAACACCAGCAAAUGACUGAAAUCCUUAGUAGGAAGGAUGAAAAAAUUAAAAUUCAAAGGAAUCUUUUCAACCUUCAGAAGAAGCAUAUGAAGAUGAGUGUGCAGCAGAAAAAGAAGGAAAAUGCGAUUAGAGAGAAGGAGUCAGAGGCUCACCUGAUAUUAGCUGAGUCUAGUAUUAUAUCGGUUGACAUUGAGAAGGUCCCCCUUUUAUCUAAAAAACUAUUAUCUUGA